GCAACUUAAAGAAAGAAGAAGCGGAGAGAGAGGAGCAUCUGCCGCCCGAUCCUUCAUCUGGGGGGGAAUCUGAGCUCAGUCCCCCGACCGAGAGCGACCGUGAGCGGGGAGAGCUGUGUGAGAGGAGGGGUGAUAUCUGGACACUUCUUCUGAGCAGGUCCCAUUGAACCCUAUCAGGACCAUUCACAGACUGGCGGACUCUGUUUUAACGUUGUUUUAUGGUCUGUACCAGGAUAUCUAUAGAACAGACUGGACUUGUCACUUUUUAUUCUAUUUUAUCACCUAUUUUAAUUUUAUUUUUUUAAUGUAAAUUUUUUUAAUUUUUAUUUUUUUGCUGUUGACGUACAUGCCCCUAGGAGAGCUUCUUCCAAGUGUUGCCAUCUGCAGUAGUUUGCUCCAGGACGCCGCCCGCUAUCCCGGCUUACCGGCCUGAUUGUGCCGCAGAGAUCUGACGCUAUUCGGACAUGUUGCUGGACGCUGGUCCCCAGUUCCCAGCUCUCGGUGUGGGCACGUUUGCCCGGCACCACCACCAUCACCACCACCAUGCCGCAGUGGCAGCCGCAGCUGCAGCGGCCGCAGAGAUGCAGGAGAGGGAGCUGAGUUUGGCGCAAAACAGCUUCGUGGAGCCGGCGCACAUGGGCGCCUUCAAGCUGAAUCCUGGAGGGGGUUCCGGGGGAGGCGGAGGGGGAGGCAGCGGGGGAGCCGGGGUACCCGUAGGCUCCGGGGCCAAUGGACCCCACGAUUUGUCCCCCCCGGGGCAGGGCUCGGCUUUCACCUCCCAGGCCGGGUAUCCCUCCUCAGCCCUGGCCCCCCAUGCUGCCUACACCGGGCCAGCCUUCAACAGCCCCCGGGACUUCUUGUUCCGCGGCCGGGGGUUCGCAGAGGGUGCCGGGGCAGCGGGAGGGGGUCAGCACGGCUUGUUUGGGCCCCCAGCUGGCAGCCUGCACCACCACCCCCAUCACCACCAGCUGUCCCACGGGGAGCACCCCCAGAGCCACCUGCUGUUCCCCGGCAUCCACGAGCAACAUGCAGCCGCUACACAGAGCCCCCUGGGCGGCCAGAUGAGGCUGGGUCUGCCUGGGGAGGUGUUCGGCAGGACUGAGCAGUAUCGGCAGGUCACCAGCCCCAGGGGGGACCCCUACACCGCAGCCCAGCUCCACAACCAGUACGGCCCCAUGAACAUGGGCAUGAACAUGGCUGCCCACCACCAUCACCACCACCACCACCACCCGGGGGCCUUCUUCAGGUACAUGAGGCAACAGUGCAUCAAGCAGGAGCUCAUCUGCAAGUGGAUUGACCCCGAGCAGCUCAGUAACCCCAAGAAAAGCUGCAACAAGACUUUUAGCACCAUGCAUGAGCUGGUCACCCAUGUGUCUGUGGAGCAUGUUGGGGGCCCCGAGCAGAGCAACCAUAUCUGCUUCUGGGAGGAGUGCACCAGAGAGGGCAAGCCCUUCAAAGCCAAAUACAAACUGGUUAACCACAUCAGAGUCCACACUGGAGAGAAACCUUUCCCAUGCCCCUUUCCUGGAUGUGGCAAGGUCUUUGCCAGGUCAGAAAACCUUAAAAUCCACAAAAGGACUCACACAGGAGAGAAGCCUUUCCAGUGCGAGUUUGAAGGCUGCGAUAGACGCUUCGCUAACAGUAGCGAUAGGAAGAAACACAUGCAUGUCCAUACCUCGGACAAGCCCUAUCUGUGCAAGAUGUGUGACAAGUCCUACACCCACCCCAGCUCCCUGAGGAAGCAUAUGAAGGUCCACGAGUCCUCUCCACAAGGCUCAGAGUCGUCACCCGCUGCCAGCUCUGGCUAUGAGUCUUCAACUCCCCCAGGUCUGGUGUCCCCCAACACUGAAACACAGAGCACUAACCUGUCCCCAGCCAGCGCCGCAGUGAAUGUUGUACACAGUGUAUCCAAUGGGCCUGGGGGAGCUCUAUCUUCAAAUUUCAAUGAAUGGUACGUCUAGGGGCCCCUGCAUGGCUUCUUCAGGACUCUAUAGGCCACCAGAGACAUUGCAGGACUCACCACUGAGCAGAUAUAGACCCUGGGCUUGUAAGAGUUCUGGGGGGAUUUGUGAAAAGCACACACAUACACACACCAGCAGAGUGAUAAAAACACAAUGUACAGUGACCAGGAGGAUGCAGGAACAGAGCUCAAGCAAAUGGUUAUUUAUCCCUCUUCCUUCUAAAAUGAAAAGUCUGAUUUGUAAUCUAGCUACGUACCUACCUACCUACCCUAACAUGUUCUCAUUACAUGAACAUGGGUUGAAGUGACUUUAAUCUGGACCUCUUGCAAUGUAUGUCUCAUUCCUUUGUACAUAGGACUCUGCAUAACAAGGGAUGGGUUUUCUUUCAAUUGGGGGGAGGGAGGGGGAGGUGGAAGAUUUAAAAUGUCCUCUUUUGUUUAUUUUUUUCACAUUUUUAUUUACUUUUUUUAUUGUGAUCUUUACGUAUUGUCCUACUUUUUUUUUGUUUUGUUUUAUUAACGAAACUUGAUUGUAAUUUUCAUGCAGCUGGGCUGGGAAACAAUAAAACUCUGUGCCAAAGUCUCUACUGUUUGUCUAAACUAUAACAGGCGUUCACUUAUACACCAGGCUCGUGAAUGUACUUUAUUUCUGUUAACUGGGGAGGGGAGGGGUGUCCAUGUGCUGUUUUUUGUGCUUUUUGCAAGUUCGAUUUACUCUUAAUGUUUAAAAAGACCGCUGGGAGGGGGAAUGUAAUCGUUGUGCAGUCUGCUUCUUCCCAUAACUAUCAGCCUUUCUCCUGUAAAUAGCCCUUUUACCAUAUUUAUCCAUUUGUAAUUAAAUUAUGAUAUUGACUUACUACAGAGGAAACACU
Molecule: messenger RNA, 2832 nt
Organism: Pelobates fuscus (common spadefoot toad)
Lineage: Eukaryota; Metazoa; Chordata; Amphibia; Anura; Pelobatidae
Gene: ZIC2
Product: Zic family member 2
Exons: 3
Coding region: 465-1961 (498 amino acids)
Biological process (GO): regulation of transcription by RNA polymerase II
Cellular component (GO): nucleus
Molecular function (GO): DNA-binding transcription factor activity, RNA polymerase II-specific; RNA polymerase II cis-regulatory region sequence-specific DNA binding
Source: RefSeq, a predicted model, not a curated record